Molecule: messenger RNA, 585 nt
Organism: Saprolegnia parasitica CBS 223.65
Lineage: Eukaryota; Oomycota; Saprolegniomycetes; Saprolegniales; Saprolegniaceae
Exons: 3
Coding region: 1-585 (194 amino acids)
Source: RefSeq, a predicted model, not a curated record
AUGCCGGAACCUUGCUGGGCGAGCGAAGAGGGCUUCGUGCUUGCACUGGUCCAUGCGGGGCUGCUAUCCGAAGACACAGGCCCACUCGUCAAGAAUGUUGUUCUUCAUGCGUGGCUCGAGAAUCUCUGCUCCUCUGACGACGACGUGGAGCGCACGAUCGAUUCGCUCUCAACACGGGGCUGGUUGCAACCCUCAUCCGUCUCAACUCAGGCCGCCGUCGAGGAGAGGUCGUACCUUAUUCGCAUGUCUCCUUCAGAAGCCUCAACGCGGCACGCGCACCACGGGACGUCGGCACCCGACACUGCGAUGCCGCAUGAGGUGAAGAAGAAGGCGUUUCGCACGUGCUUCCCCACGGUGUCGGCCAAGGCGGAAAAAAUGUAUCUCAAGCUCACGGACCCUCACGUACUUGUGUAUGCAACCUUGGGCCUGAACCUCAUAAGCCGAGGCGAUUCUUCGGUACCCGCGUACUCGCGUGAAAUGAAGAUUAUGGGUGUCGACGCUCAAACCAGGACAAUUGUCGCAAAUUUACUCGCCAAAGCGUUUGCGGCUCAUGACAAGGCGCAGCUCCAUCAGCGCUUGGGCUAG